Messenger RNA from Pungitius pungitius (ninespine stickleback), 2344 nucleotides. It is a transcript of the gene srsf1a, whose product is annotated as serine and arginine rich splicing factor 1a. Lineage: Eukaryota; Metazoa; Chordata; Actinopteri; Perciformes; Gasterosteidae. Bases 335 to 1066 code for a protein of 243 amino acids. Gene Ontology annotation, molecular function: mRNA binding. The transcript is spliced from 4 exons. Gene Ontology annotation, cellular component: cytoplasm; nucleus. The record is from RefSeq and is a predicted model, not a curated record.
UCAUUACCUCUGAUCCUUUUCGCGGACUAUUUCGUAAUGCGGACGUGUCCACGCCGGGACGCGGUGUUUCCGGUGUUCACGAGAGCUUCUGUAAAGGAGCGCGGUUCCUGAGGAGGAACUGGAGCAGCGGGCGCCUCAUUGAAAUUAGUGUCACUCCACUUAAUACCAUCUUCAGAUUGCAGAGGGAAGCGGCGCCCCUGAUAUCUGCUCGAAGAAAACAAACGUGUCGGCGCUUGGAGUGUAAUCACCGCGUGGCUGCGCAGACCCUGCAGGAUCUCUGGUAGGGCAGAGAACAAAACCGUUAGGUGAAGUUAGCGAGCAACCGCGCGCUGCCAUGUCGGGUGUUGUGCGAGGCCCCGCCGGCAACAACGACUGCCGAAUUUAUGUCGGAAACCUCCCCCCUGAUAUUCGCACAAAAGACGUUGAGGACGUGUUCUACAAAUACGGGGCGAUACGAGAUAUCGAUCUGAAGAACCGGCGGGGCGGGCCCCCUUUCGCCUUCAUUGAAUUCGAGGACCCCAGGGACGCCGAUGACGCGGUCUAUGGGCGAGACGGUUACGACUACGACGGAUACAGGCUGCGCGUGGAGUUUCCCCGAAGCGGCAGAGGCUCGAGAGGUGGCUUCGGGGGGAUCGGUGGAGCCCCCAGAGGGAGAUACGGGCCUCCAUCCAGACGCUCCGAGUACAGGGUCAUCGUGUCAGGACUCCCUCAGAGCGGCAGCUGGCAGGACCUGAAGGACCACAUGCGUGAAGCGGGCGACGUCUGCUACGCCGACGUUUUUAGAGACGGAACCGGGGUUGUAGAAUUUGUGCGCAAAGAAGACAUGACCUAUGCCGUACGAAAGCUGGACAACACCAAAUUCCGCUCGCAUGAGGGAGAGACUGCUUACGUCCGUGUGAAAUUAGACGGCCCCCGCAGCCCAAGUUACGGAAAAUCCCGCUCCCCCAGCCGUGGAAGCAGGAGCAGGAGCCGAAGUCACAGCGCCAGCCGCAGCCGCAGCAACUCCCGUGGCCGAGGGUCGCCCCGCUACUCGCCGCGUCACAGCCGCUCUCGCUCUCGUUCAUAAACCUUUCUACCCCCGAUGUUUUGAUGUACCCCCCGGAUUUUACCCACUGUUUUGAGUUUCUUCAGAUGUCGGCAAUUCAUCUAAAAAAUUUUGCGUUUCAUGUCCCGAUGUCCUUAUGGAUGAUCUUGGUAUGUAGCAGUACCCCCCCCCCCACCCUCCUCUUCUUCUUCCUCCUUUUUAUCCUCUUCCCAGCCUUCUCCAAGUGCUUUGUCCUUUGUUUUUUCCUCUACUCUCUGUCCUCUGUUUCUGCAACAUUAAGAAAUGUGCUGUGUGGAGCUUCAAAAAUGUUGAGUUGUCAUUUGCUGCACUCAAUGUUUUUGCAAGUGUUGAAAGUUUUAUUUUUGUUUCAUUUUUUUAAAACCACACACAUAGCAUCUCUCAUUGGAUAUGUGGGGUGGGCUGUUGGGACAGGGAGCACAAUACUUAACUGUAUUUUACCCUUGUGUCUUCCUCUUAGAAAUCAGAAGAGAAGGAUUAAAGUGAUUUGGAAUAAAACCAUUGUGGAGCACAUUUCAUUUGUAUGGUCAGGAUAGGACAUCUAAUUGAAGAGCAAUCAUGUCGAGGCAAUGGUACGCUUCAUAUUCCAUAAAUUGAACGUUUUGAUAGGUUGCCAUACCAUGCAUGUCAUAUUUAAUAAAGCCAUAUGUGCUGUACUAUUUUUAACUUGCUACUCUGGCUUGUGACAGAAUAAGCAGUCUUAGAAGUGUUGUGAUGUAAGAUCCUUGCUGUCAAAUGUAAAACAAAUGAAUCACUACUUUGUUGCAAAGACGUUCCACUUUUAACUUUAAACGUCCUCAUUGGUUAAAAUGAUUUAAAUUCAGGGAGCAAUACUGUUUGAGCUCUGUGUUUUUUUUCUUUCUUUAAAUUUGACAUGAGUGCACAAAAAUGGAAAAAUUGGGCCUACAAAUUGUAACAUUUUAUUCUAACAGUCUGCCUGUGAUUUUCUUCCUGGUAUUUCAAGGUUUUGAUUGGAGGAGUGGCUCAGUGGAUCCCAAUCCUUGGAGCUGGAUGAGUGGAUCGAUUAGGAAAGGGAUAGGCAAGGAUGGAUGCUCGGAACGGGAUCAGUUUUCCAGGAUUCAAAUGAGUUUGAUUUCAGUACUGAUUAACAGGAGUCCCGGAGCAACUUUUUUUUUUUUUUUCUUCCCCCAUUAGGUUGCCUAUUUAAAGUUUUUCAAUAGUAAUGGCUUUAUUUUACAAGAAAACGAAACUGAGGACCAGGAAGUUGGAUCAAAGGAUGGAGUCGUAGAUGCCUGGUAUGAAAGAAAUACAAAUUUGGGA